AUGUCGGCAUCGUCUACUAAUUCACCGGUUCCGAUGACUACACCAACGCCAACACCGGAAUCAACGCCUGCGGAGCCUACACCUUCAGAACUUACGCCUUUGGAACCUAAUAAUUUGUCUACCUUGUUUUCAAAUAUUAUGUCACUAACUUUAAGGAAAUUGAUGACCCGCAGAGCUACUAUCAAGGAGAUGGAAACUAAACUGAGAGCUACUUUGAAGGAGCUUGAAGUUUCUAAAGCUUUAUGCGAACAGUUGCUCCAGGAGAGGGACGACACGGCAUGGAAAGCAAUUAAGCCUGAAACCAUUCAAAAUUGUUUCAAGAAAGCAGGUUUCAGAAAUAACGUGGUUGACGUCGUGUUGGAAGAUGAAGAACCCGAGAUACUGCAGGGUUUUCCUGGAUAUUCUUCCAUUGAUGACAAUGUAGCACCGUACGAAAUUCAAUCAAUUGAAGAUCUUAUUAAGAAUGUGAAUGACACACAAAACGAGGGCCUAAGUGAGAAUGAUGAAGACGAAGAUGAGUCAACUCCGGAAGAAGAUAAUUUGAUGAGACCACCUCGACAAAACCAAGUUCCUCCCAAAAAAAAGAAACAAACGGAAAGUACCCAAAUUCCUCAAAUAACAAAAAUUUUGAACGAAAGUUUACAAUUACAAAAGUUCAAUAAUGAUAGUGACGCAAAAGGAAAUCGAGCAUUUCUUAUGUCCUUUGUACCCAUUAUGGAUUCUAUGACUCCAGAUUUGACUAUGGAAACUAGAUAUGAAAUUACGAAUUUAUUCAGAAAUAUACAAAGAAACGAAAGAAACCGCAGUAUUCCUAGCAACUUGUCUGAAUUUCUUUACCAGAGGAACCAGGAUUCAUCUGGGAGCUCUGCCUCUAGAGCAUAUCACGAGACAUUAUCUCCAACUAGCUUCGGACACAUCAACGGAAAAUGA
Pieris macdunnoughi is the source of this 930-nucleotide messenger RNA. The record is from the annotation of a GenBank genome assembly. Lineage: Eukaryota; Metazoa; Arthropoda; Insecta; Lepidoptera; Pieridae.